This is a messenger RNA of Hyalella azteca, 20067 nucleotides long. RefSeq lists its product as uncharacterized. Gene Ontology annotation, cellular component: extracellular region; extracellular matrix. The coding region runs from base 128 to 17101 and encodes 5657 amino acids. The record is from RefSeq and is a predicted model, not a curated record. NCBI's taxonomy places the organism in Eukaryota, Metazoa, Arthropoda, Malacostraca, Amphipoda, Hyalellidae. The transcript has 102 exons. Gene Ontology annotation, molecular function: chitin binding; protein binding.
AAUUUUCAAAACAGAGCAGCUGUUUCAAUCGCAACCAUAAAAUCAAACCAGUAGAAGGAAUUUUUCCAGUAAACAACGUUGCGUAUGGUAGGCAGGUAGCGUGGUUUGUGGUAUCCCACCGUGUUGUAUGGUGGAGUAUCGGCGCACCAUGGCCGGCCUCACGACCAUGAUUUGGCUCUGGCAGCUCCUGGUGCUGCUGCUAGCAGCGGUGCUCAGAGCUGAACCGGAGGCUGGCGAACCAAAGACUUCUGUGUUCAGGAGGAACAUCUAUGACAACACCGAGAAUAAUCCGCGCUCUCACUUCUCCGACAAUUACGGAAGGUUUCGCAGGCAGUUCCCUGGAGCCGCAGACGCCUCUGGAAGCUCAGCUUCCGGAUUUUCAUCGCUACGCGGAUCGGGAUCAUCGUUCGGGCCGGGAAGAAAAGGCGGUUCGCGGAAUUCGCCGAACCGAGCGAGCUUACCGUUCCCUGGUCUCGGAGGUCCAGACGCUUUCCUCACGGCUGAGACUACCGAAGCACCUCUUGAAGACGACUCUUCCCUCGGCUUCAGAGGAAGUGGAGGUUUUCCAGGCUUCCCGAACAACAGGGAACGAGGGAUUGGCGGUGGCAGUAGUUUUGGACAACCAUCGAAAGGAGGGUCCCGCGGGCGAGGUGGUUCCCAACCUGAAGGUUCUUCCAGCGCAUUUAGCUUCCCAGGUGCUUCUGGAGCCAACCCUUUCGCUGCUCCAUCUUCUUCAUUCAACUCUCUUUCUAGCCGUGGAUCUUUCAAAACAGGCACCAGCGCUUUAAAUGCCGCGCCGUCAUUUUCUGGAGCUCUAAAUACGCCUAAUUUGCAACAAGGUUCUAGUGACAACGAUGGCUUCCCAAUACCCUCGGGUUUCGCUACGAACGGUGGUUUCCCGCAGCCUCUUGGCUCGCCGUUUGGUGGUUCUUUCAGUGCUCCCGUCAACAGCAGGUACCCAUCAUCAAACUCUGGAAAUUCUUUCCUAUCAGGAAGUGAUGCUUUUCCACAACCAGGAGGCUCCCUCUCUUUUCCUUCACCCGGAUCUUCAAACUCUUUUCCUGGAGUCGGUGGAGGAAGCUCUUCUUUUCCAUCGCUUGGAGGAUCUUCUGGAUCGUCGUUUCCAUCUCCAAUAGGAGGAUCUGGAUCGCCCUUUUCGCCACAAGGAGGUCUUCCUUCUGGGUCAUCAUUUGGACAACCGGGUGGACCACCUGCUUUUGGACAACCAGGGAGUCCUCAGGGGUCAUUUUUCCCACCGCCUUCCUUCAGAGGCUCUGGCUCUUCAGCCUCUUUCCCCGGUCUGCCGUUUUCAGGGGCUAGUCUGUCCGGAGGCAGCAGCUUGCCUAUCGACGCUAACCUGAUUGCAGCCCUGAAGGGAAAUCCAGAGUUUUCAAAUCUAGGCCUCAAUCUCGAUGAAUUGAUGGGCAUUGAACCUACAACGACAAAACCACCACUGCGCGUGCCCUCUGACGAAGAUAGGGAUAAGAUCUUCAGCGGAGGCUUAGCUGGUGGACCCACACGUGGCCAACCACAGCCUCAGCUUCUGCCCCAGCCUCCGCCCCAAUCUCUUCCCCAACCUCUGCCCCAGCCUCUGCCGCAGCCUCAGGCUCAGUCUUCAAAGGGCCCUGCAGCACGAACCCCUUCUUUCAAUGGCGGCUGCGAGACGGAGCCUGAGGCGCCCCUGAACGGCGUGAUCCAGUGCAGCUCCUUCGCCGGCUGCCGGGCGCGGUGCGAGCGCGGCUACCGCUUCCCUCUGGGGGAGGCGCGCGUCUUUGUCGCCUGCGAGGACGGCGCGUGGCAAGUGCGGGGGGCGUCGUACCAGACGCUGCCUCCGUGUGAACCGGAGUGUGAGCCAGCAUGUCAGAACGAGGGCAUCUGCCUGCGCCCCAACGAGUGCAGUUGUCCCGCUAACUGGGAAGGCCCCGCGUGUGAGACGCCCAAGGCCAGGGCCCCAGUGAGCGAGUUCGUCGAGUGCUCCAGCAAGCCUCCGACUCCCAUGAACAGUCGCAUCUUCUGCUCCAGGGAAGAAUGCGUGGCCAAGUGUCACGAAAAGUACCAGUUUGCGGAGGGAGUGACACGACUUUUCUUCGACUGCAUCAGCGGCAGUUGGCAGAUACGCGGCGCGCAGUGGAAGACUGUGCCGGACUGCAAACCGAUCUGUGACCCUGAGUGCCUGAACGGUGGCGUCUGCCUCGCCCCAGACAUCUGCGAGUGUCCUGCGGAGUAUCGUGGCGACCAGUGCCAGUAUCCAAUAUCGAACUGCGACGCCAAGAAGCUCGGUUUCAACGGCGGCUACAACUGCACCGGCGAGGGCAUGGACUUUGGCUGCAAGCUCUGGUGCCCUCAGGGCAUCGACUUCAAGUUCCCCGCCGCAGAACUCUACGCAUGCGACUACGCCACGAGUCGCUGGUCACCGCUACCUAUACCAGAGUGUGAUUAUGAGUCGGCCUUCGGAAGUUUUAAGGAAGGCUCGCUGAGUUUCGGGGAGACUUCUUUAGUGGACGUCGUGGAGGCGGAGGCGCUGGGGUCUUUCGUGGAAGCGAAGCCCGUACGACGGCGACCGGGGACUUGCAUUACGUGGUCUGGCGCCCACUACAAGUCCUUUGAUGGACGUGUGUACAGCUUCACGAGCAACUGCCCGUACACGGUCCUCCAAGACGCGGCGCUCGGGACGUUCAGCCUGAACCUCCUGCCGGCCAAGGGCUGCAGGAGCGGCGAGGUGUGCAGCAAGUCCCUCAAGCUAUUCCUCGAGGGCGACGAGUACACCCUCUCCAGGGCGCCUGACGGGCGGCCGGCGCUCGUGUACCGAGACACGACUCUGGCCAUCCCGGGCCACAUGAAUGGCCUUGUGUCGGAACGAGUGGCCCAUUUCGUGGUCCUCAAACUGGCGGGCCUGGGCCUCACUGUCAAGUGGGAUCUGGAGGACUUGGUGGUGACUGAGGUAACGGAGAUGCUCUGGAACAGGACUGCUGGGCUAUGUGGACUGCUGGACGGCAUACAGGGCAAUGAUUGGGCUUACGCCGAUGGGUCAAGCGAGACCCAGAUGACCACCUUCCUGAAGGCGUGGGAGGCCACAACGCUUGGAGAAUCCUGCUCUUCUCCGCCUGAAACACAAAGUCCAUGCAUCAACAAUCAGGGUCUCCGCAGGAACGCCCAGCGCUUCUGCUCCGCCUUGACCCUCGACCCUCGUCUGGCGGACUGCAGGAAGCUGAUUGACGUGACAUCGUACGUGGAAGCCUGCAAGUGGGACUUCUGCAGAUGCGAAGGCGAGGGCGAGACGUGCGCUUGUUCCUCCUACAGCGCCUUCGUCAGGGCCUGUACCGCAGAAGGCGGACGUGUGCCCGGGGGCUGGAGAACCGAUGACCUUUGUCCAAUGGACUGCGGCUAUGAGAAGGAAUACCGACCGUGCAUGGCGGCCAUAGAGCCGCGCUGUGGACAGGCCGCCGAGGCCACCGAGCCCGAGUUCUGCGUGGAGGGCUGUGGUUGUCCAUCAGGCACUGUGCUGAUGGACAACAAGUGUAUCCUUCCUCAGGACUGUCCAUGCACUUAUCAUAACAAGACAUAUGGAACUGGCGACACUAUACCCAAUGACUGUAACACGUGCACCUGCGUGGGCGGCGUGUGGCAGUGCACUGAGGUGAAGUGCGGCUCGCGCUGUGCGGCAGUGGGCGACCCGCACUACACCACCUUCGACGGCCGCCGCUACGACUUCAUGGGCAAGUGCUCCUACUACCUCGUCAGGGGCGCCGACUACAGCGUCGUCGCUGAGAACACACCCUGCGCCGGGGCAAUCUCCGAGGCGAUGAACUUCCCCGCGUCGGUGGUGUCGACGUUCCCCUCGUGCACCAAGUCCGUGACCGUCACGUCAGGCUCGACCGUCGUCAAGCUCAAGCAGGGCAGGGAAGUCCUCGUCAACGGCGUCGAGACGAAGCUGCUCCCUCUCUGGGUCUCCGACAUCUACAUCAAGAAGGCAUCGAACCUCUUCGUCGUGGUGGAAAUGCCGAACGGGCUGGACGUCUGGUGGGAUGGACAGACCCGUGCGUACGUGGACGCGCCGGCGGCCAUGAGAGGGCAAGUGUCGGGACUCUGCGGCACCUUCACCGACAACCAAAAAGACGACUUCCUCACUCCUGAGGGCGACGUCGAGCAGAACCACGUCGCCUUCGCCAACAAGUGGAAAAUUUCCGAGCGGUGCGAGGACAUGCCGAUGCUGGACGAAGCUCAUCCAUGCGACCGACACGUCCAGAACAAAGACGCCGCCGUCAAGUACUGCGCUAAGAUCAAGUCUAACAUCUUUGCCGACUGCCACCUGCACGUUGACCCCGAGCCGUACCACAGCGACUGCCUGUACGACCUCUGCUCCUGUGAGCAGGACCUCAGCGACUGCCUCUGCCCCAUCCUCGCCGCCUACAGCGUCGAGUGCGCCAGGAAGGGCGUCCUGCUCGACUGGCGAGGGCAUGUGCGGCAGUGUGGCGUUCACUGCACGGGAGGUCAACAGUACCAAGUGUGCGGAGAUUCGUGCACGCAUUCGUGCUACGACCUGGCCACGAACCCUGGCUGUAAGAGGAAGUGCGUGGAGGGCUGCAACUGCCCCGAGGGCUUCACUCUGGACGCCUCGGGCAUCUGCGUGCCCAUGAGCCAGUGCCCCUGCGUGUACCUGGGCAAGGAGUACAAGGCGGGGUACGAGAUGAUGCAGCCUGACGCAGAGGGCAAGCGCAGCGUCUGCGAAUGCAUUAUGGCGCAAUGGGAUUGUCACGAGCCCACCCAGAACGAGCUGGAGUCGGAGAAGUUCUUCGAGCUGCCACAAGUUGGCUGUUCGGAGUCUGAUAACCUAGUCUACACCGAGUGCAUGCCAGACGAAGAGGCUACAUGCAAGACGAUGCACUUUGUUGAGAGCGAGCACGUGUCUGACACGUGUAAGGCAGGCUGCAGGUGUUCCCCGGGACACGUACGGGACACGGACACGGGUGCGUGUGUCCCCCAACACGCAUGUCCCUGUCAUCACGGUGGUCGCUCGUAUGCAGAAAAUCAAACCAUCGUCGAAGAAUGCAACACAUGCACGUGCACGGCUGGAGAGUGGGUAUGCGGCACACAGGAGUGCCCUCAGAUCUGCACCGCUUGGGGCGACUCGCACUACAAGACGUUCGACGGGCGCCUCUACGAGUUCCAUGGCACGUGCGACUACAUGUUGGCUAAGGCCAAGGCCAAGGGCCCCGAUAGCUUCCAAGUGUCUAUCCAGAAUGUGCCGUGCGGCACCAACGGCGUGACCUGCGCCAAGUCCAUCACGCUGAGGGUGGGUGGGGCGGACAACCAGGAGGUCGUCGAGUUCUCCAGGGACAAGCCCCUGCCAACCAACUCGCUGAGCCGCACGAUUAUUCGUGAGGCGGGCGUGUUCGUGUUCGCCGAGGUGCCCGACAUGGGCCUCACCCUGCAGUGGGACCGGGGCACCCGCGCUUACCUAACACUCAGCACCCGCUGGCGCAACAUGGUGAAAGGCCUGUGCGGCAACUACAACGGCGACGACCAGGACGAUUUCCAGACGCCGUCUGGCGGCACCGCCGAGACGUCGGCGCGAAUAUUCGGCGACUCCUGGCGACUGCAGAACUACUGCCCUGAGAGCUCCUUGAUUGAGGACACUUGCGCCCUGCACCCCCACCGCAAGGUCUGGGCCACGGAGAAGUGCGCGCUGCUCAAGAGCGCAGUCUUCGCUCCAUGCCACUCAGAGGUCCCCGUCGACGCCUACAUCUCCAGAUGUCAGUUCGACACGUGUGGCUGCGACACGGGCGGUGACUGUGAGUGUUUGUGUACGGCCCUGGCAGCGUACGCACACGAGUGCAACAUACACGGCGUGUACGUCAGGUGGAGGACUGAACAGCUGUGUCCGAUGCAGUGCGACGAGACAUGCGAGCACUACGAGCCCUGCAUCCCUACGUGCGGCACGUCUACGUGCGACACGCUGCUGGCGCCCACGUCGCCUACGUGCGUGGACGCGACGUGCGUCGAGGGCUGCGCCAGGGACGUGUGCCCACCCGGCCACGUGCACAAGAGCGCGUCGGAUAAGUCGUGCGUGCCUGCCGUGGACUGCGACAAGAAGUGCCUUGAAGAGGAGGGCAAAGUCUUCAUGGAGGGCGACGUGAUGAGCGAGGAUGACUGCCACCGAUGCUUCUGUACCCGGAAGAAGAAGGUGUGUCGAGGCACUCCUUGCACCACUCCUCACUCCAGCACCACUGUGGUGUUCACCACGUCACCCAUGGUGAAUGAAACCUCCACCAGCCUUCAUCUGGACGAUGUCACCACCAUCACCCCACCACCCACCACCCGAUGUAGGAGCGGCUGGACCGUCUGGAUUAACCGAGACCUUCCCAUUGCCUUCAAGAAAAAUACGGACCAUGAAUCUCUACCGGAGAGAAUAGUCAUGACGAACCCAGAAAAAGGCUACUGCGAGAAGGACAUGGUCACCGACAUCCGAUGUCGCAAGGUGGGCACCCACGAGUCCUGGGACAGAACAGGACAGCCCGUGACCUGCACCCUAGAGGACGGGCUCCUGUGUAGGGGCAGGCAGGGCAAGGGCGCUGGGCCUAGGGACACCUGCCACGACUACGAGAUCUCCUUGCUGUGUGACUGUGGUAAACAAGUUCCUUCGACUACGAUCAUAGCAGAGCCCGUGACCGCUCCACCUUUGGUUCUUCCGUCAACGGAACCGCCGUUCAUCCCUGUACCAAUGGACUGCGUGGAGGAGUGGACCCCAUGGAUGAACCAACAUCAGCCUAACGAGUUCGGCGAGUUCGAGACCCUGGAUGCCAUCCGGGAAGUUGAGUCCUUCUGUCCCCGCCACUACAUCAAGAGCGUUGAGUGCAGGAACGCCGACCAGUCACGGCUGUUCAAUUUCGUCAAGUGCGACAUCAAUGGAGCGACUUGCAGGAAUAACGGUGAAGGUAGCUUGAAGUACUGCUUUGACGUGGAGGUGCGGGUUCUGUGUCAGUGCCAGUGCCAGGAUGGUCUUGGAAUGGAGUCUGGCACCAUUCCUGACAGUGCCAUAACCUCGAGUGCCAGCCUCAUUCCUGGCAUGCAGGACACGGCAUAUCGGGCCAGGCUCAACUCAAGGAACCGGGAUGUUCUGAACGAUGAAAGAUUUCCUGUGGGCGCGUGGACUGUUCCAACUGUAGGACCUGUAGACGAGCAGUGGCUGCAAGUUGAUCUUGGUGAGCGCAAGGAGGUGACGGGGGUGGUAACCCAGGGCUCCCCAUCUGGCCGGCUCUUCGUCUCGCGGUUUGCAGUGCAGGUCUCGUCUGACGGCUCCUCCUGGACUGAAAUAAGGGACCUUAAUGCCGACCAUGCUAAGAUUUUCGUCGGCAACACAGACGGCAGUUCGGCGGUGACUAACUUGUUCCCGGCGCCCGCGAUGGUGCGCUUCGUAAGGGUCGUGCCCCUGCCGGGGGGCCUCGGACCCGCGGGCGGCGCCCUCAGGAUCGAAUUAAAAGGAUGCGAUAUGCCAGAAGAAGUGGAGCUGUCGACGCUCCCUCCCUUCGCUACGACGGUGCCUCCACUCCUACACGUGACCGUGCCUAGAGAACCUGUGUGUACGGACGGGUGGACCCCGUGGAUGAACUCGCACACACCCAUGCCGGGUGACUGGGCUCCUGAUCACUGCUACGACUACGAGAUCAGAUUCAACUGUGACUGCGGACUGACAACCCCCUAUACGGAGCCCAGCACCCGCCCCCCAUGGGGCCCGACCGCCCCCGCCCUCACCGCCACCACGCUGCCAGACGUGGAACUCAUCGGCGAGAUCUGCAACCCAAGCCUGCCUGCUAAAAUACACGAAACGUCGUGUCAAAAGUUCUAUGAGUGUUCCCCCAUGGGUGGGUCUCGCGGGUACCUGGUUGAGAAAGUAUGCGGGCCCGGGACACUCUUCAACCCCACCUCGAUGACGUGCGACUGGCCCGCUGCUGUGGAGCUCGUCAGGCCAGAGUGCAGGGACAUGCCAGUGCCAGUGCCCCCUGAGGUUGAUGGCUCGGGCCUGCCGCCCCCACCGUGGGGACCGGGGACCACGCCCCCCACACCCCCCUGUGAGGACACAUGGACUGAGUGGUUCAACGUGUCCCACCCGAGUGACGAUGGCGGAGACUACGAGACGUACGAGGCCAUCAAGCUGCAGCAUCCUGACGUGUGUGACGUCACGCACGUCGUCAAUACAGAGUGUCACUUCAGCGUCGUCACGACGAGCGGCCCCAGCCGGGGCCGUAAAGGUGGCCGUAAAGGGGCUCGUCAGCCGACACAAAUUGGCCGUUAUACGACCACUGUGCUGGACGUUUCCGAGUCUACGGACAGCAACGUCCGGUGUGACCGUUACGGGCUACAGUGCAGUAACGCAGAUCAGAAUAACGGUCAGGACUGCAACGACUACGCCGUGCGCUUCCUGUGCGCUUGCGACGCGGUUAAACUUCAGAGCACGCCAGCCUUGCCCCCCUACACCGACUCCCGAUACUCCUCAGCUACCCCCGACGAGCACAUGUACAAUGACUGGUGCCCGCCGGGCAAGUCGAUGAAGGAGCGAGCCAUACCCUGCGCGCGCGUGUGUCUCUACCAGCGCAGGGUGCUGGCCCAGACUGGGCACUGCCUUAGCCCGGGUGACUACGCACCAGCCUGCGCAGACGACGAGACAGGCGUCGUGUGCCCCCCAGGCAUGCUGCUCAGGGACAAGGCGAACUGCGUGGCCAUCUUCGACUGCAACUGCUACCUCCCUAACGGCGUCGCCGCGCCGCCCGGAAAGACGUUCCUGGUCUCUGACUGCGAGGUCUGCAUGUGUGCUAACAACGAACUCAAGUGCGAGACUUCGGCUUGCGCCACCACACCCACACCUUCAACCUUGCCUUCUCUUGAUUUCAAGAAGUUCGAGUGCAACAAAUGGAGUCCUUGGCUGGACGAGCACAAGCCGAACGGCGAAGGAGAAAUAGAAAGCCUUCUGCAGCUCCGGAGAAAAUACCCUGAGCUCUGCGAAGCACCCGUGUCAGCUGAAUGCGUCACUGUGGCGGAUGGUCGGAGCGUCGCGGCCUCUGGUCAAGACGUGUCGUGCACUGCUGCUGGGGGUCUGCUCUGCCGCAACCUCCUCAACCCUGGGGGAUGCCGGGACUACAAAGUUCGUUUCUACUGCCCCUGCCUCGAGGAGGACAGAAUCUUGUUGGACUCCACUACCACGACCACAGCCCUUGUCCCGACGACGCCCCCUCUGCCCCCUCUGGAGGGCUGCUACCAGCCCUUCUGGACGGAGUGGUUCAACACGACGCACCCCGCCGACGCUGACGGCGACUACGAGCUGCUCGACGACAUCGCUGCCGCUGGCGCCCCCAUCUGCCCCAAGGCUUACAUCCUCGAGAUCGAGUGUGUCUACAACAAGGAAAUUGUCGUGGGCGGCGCCCAAUCGUCGAAGGGCGGCAGAGGCGGCCAAGCAGGGGCGCGCAAAGGGCGGCCACAGAAGCUCACGGCUGUGAGGUACGAAGAGACGGACUACACAGCCUCAGACGACGUGUACGUGUUGUGUGCACGUGACGUGGGCCUGACCUGCAGCAACCUGCAGCAACCUACACGUGGCCGUUGCCAUGACUACAGCAUCCGCGUCUACUGCUCCUGUGACCCCGUCCCUCAGCCAUCGGUGCCUUACACCCACCCCCCCAUCAUCACGACCCCCUCGACCCCCUACCCAGGAUGGCCAGCUGUUGGUCCAAGCUGUCCCGAGGGGCGCGUGGCGAUGGACUGCGCGGCGCCGUGCGACCGCGUGUGUAUGUUCUUUGAGGGCUUCCUGCACGACGCCGGCCACUGCUUCGUUGACAGCGACUGCGCCCCAGCCUGCGCUGAUCCUGCACGCCGGACGGCCUGCCCUACCGACCUGUAUCUGCAGGAUAACUCGACCUGCGUCGCCUCUGAAGACUGCACCUGCAGGCUGCCAGACGGACUACCUCUGCCAGCUGGGCGUGAAUACGAAGUAUCGAAGUGUGAGAAGUGUAGGUGUGUUAACAACCACCUGGAGUGUGUGACGAACCCUACCUGCGUGUCGGUGGAACCACCCAUCGGCGUCACUACUUUGCCACCAUUAGAGAUCACCGUGGGCACCACAACCACCACUACCAGGACGCCACCCAAACCACCUGUACCCAUCAGGUGCAACGAAUGGACGCCGUGGCUGAACAUGAAGCGUAGCGCGGACGGCGACUUCCAGCGCAUCGCUGAGCUGCGGCAGCGGGACGAGUUCCGGGACCUGUGCGCCGCCCCCGCCAACGUCUCGUGUCGGGACGCUAACGCCAAGCUACCAGCGGAUCAGCUAGGCCAGGUGCUGACAUGCGACACGACGGACGGCCUCGUGUGUCGCAACGCUGACAACUCGCAGCCCUGCUACGACUAUGAGGUCGCCUUCUUCUGCGCCUGCGACCACACCCCUCCCUCAGGGGUGUCCACCCCCAGGCCACGCGCCGGUGUCAUGACAACUCCGGCGCCGUGUAACGCCUGGUCGCCGUGGAUCAACGAGCAGAAGCCGUGGCUGGGCGGCGGCGACGUGGAGCGCAAGACGCUGGCGCAGCUCAGGGAGGAGUUCUCUUUCUGUCUCGAGGGCGAGCUAGCGGACAUCGAGUGCCACAACACCGCUAACGGCCUCUCGACCCCCGACCGAGACACCAUCUGCGACCUGCGCUUUGGCUUCCAGUGCAAGAACGACAAGCAACCCAAGGGCGCCUGCUACGACCACAGGAUCCGCUACUUCUGCUCUUGCGAAACGACUCCAGCCACGUCCACCAUUGUCAUGGUGCCCAUCACUCCUACGCCUGCCAGCGUCUGCUCUCCUGACGACUACAUAGAACUGAUGCAGGAGGUGGAAGACUCGGCCCUGGCGGCGUCGUCCUCUGUCAACGCCUUGUUCGGGCCGCCCCAGGCCCGCCUCAGCAACCCGACCGCACUCGGUUGGUCACCCCGCACGGAUAUACCAAACCAGUACCUGCAAGUCACCCUGCCUGGUCCCCGCACCCUGUACGGGGUGAUGGUGGCGGGCUCACCCAACGCACCCAACGCUGUCGAGGUCUUCACCCUGCAGGUCUCCGAUGACGGGCUCAUUUGGUCGACGGUCGUUGAAGAUCCAGACGACCCUCAGUCCAGGGUGCUGUACAUGCGGGGCCCGACUCGGGGCAGCAGCCUGCCCGUGACCAGACUGCUGCCUCGGCCCGUGGAGACGAGGCUGGUGAGGCUCACGCCUCUGUCCUGGAACGUCAGGCCCGUCCUGAGGCUGGAACUUCAUGAGUGUGAUGAGCCGAUGGGUGUGGAGGCGGGGGAGUUCAGCACCCUACAGCUGAAGGUGUCGUCGGUCUUGGGGGACCAGCCAUUCUACGGCGCCCAGAACGUGCGUCUCAACAGUCCCGCCCUGAGACUCGUGUCUGCUGGGGCGUGGGUCCCUGAAGCCAAGGAAGGACAGUUCAUCCGCUUCGACUUCUUGUCACCCAGCAAGCUGUCCGGCGUGGAGACCCAGGGCAGAGAUGGUACGCCUGAGUGGGUUGAGACCUUCGAGGUCAGGUACUCUCCUGACGGCCUCAACUGGAACUCGCUCAAGGACCUCAGCACUGGCCAAGUUAAGGUGUUCAUCGGCAACACCGACAACAACUCGCCGGUGUUCAACUCCUUCGGGAGGCUCCUGGAGACGCGGUACCUGGAGCUGCGCCCCCUCACUUGGCACGGCGCCCCCGCCCUCAGGGUCGAGGUUAAGGGCUGCUUCCACCCUUACUCCAGGAGUCCUAAAGAAACUACGACUGAAACCACCCCCGUGUACCCCACACCCCCACCACCCGCGUACUGCUCGGCAUGCCCCCAGCUGCCCCCCACCUACUACUCGGCCUGCCUCCCCUGCCGCCCCAACCUCUUCUUCAACGGCAACGCCUGCGUGCCUGCAGCGCUCUGUCCCUGCUACAAGAACGGAGUCAUGUACGAGGUGGGCGCAAUAUACGAGACGGUGCAGUGCGAGGAGUGUACGUGUGAGAUGACCGGCGAGCAUGCGUGUCACAAGAAGACCUGCCCGCCGUGCGUGCGGGAGGGCGAGUACGGCGUCCUGACCGGCAACUGCGACUGCCUGUGCAAGCCGUGCAGUGACGGCACCAAGCUCUGCCCCUCCAGCAACUACUGCAUCAAUGACACGCAGUGGUGUGAUGGUGUCGAGAACUGCCUUGAUGAUGAGCUAGACUGCCCUACUACUACCACAGCUGUCCCGGUGGUCCCUGGCUGUCCCACGCCAUCAUGUCCCGGGGACUGGCAGGUGGUGAUCAAGAGGGACGGGGACGCGACGCGUUGUCCCGUGUACGACUGUGAGCCACCUGUCUUGACCACCCCAGCCAGCUGUCCUCCACCAGCCUGUCCUCUAGGAUACGAUAUCCACCUGCGGCCACAGAAGCAGAAGGGCUUGUGUCCGAUGUACGACUGCGUGCUGCCGUCCACGACGGCCGUGGCCUUCACGUGUCCGCCGCCGAGCUGUCCGUCGGGCUACGAGGUCGUGCAGCCUGACUACGGCUACUACGACCAGCAGCUCACGGACGCCGACGGCUGCACGCAGUACAAGUGCGCUACGUCUGCCCCGCCCACAGCCCCAUGCCCCAUGCCCCAGUGCCAGGACGGCUACGAGAUAAACUUCGCCGACAACCGCGAGCUGCUCAAGCCCUGUCCCGCCUUCGAGUGCAUCCCGCUGGCGACGACAACGGUGUGCCCCCCCGUACGCUGCGCCCCCGGCCUGCGCACGAUGUUCCUGAGCUCGGGAGGGGGCGGCUGCCCCCAGUACACAUGUCUUAAGAUCACCGACCCCCCCUACACCACCACCCCCAUGCCCACCGUCGCCCCCUGCCCUGAUGUCGCACUGCCGGUGUGUGAACCUGGCGAGGAGUUCUACCAGAAGAACUACGACGACCCGUGCCCUGAGUUCGGCUGCAAACCGAUCGGAGGUCCUCCCCCCACCACCGGCGCCCCCCAGGUCACCGCCCCUGAGUGCCAGAUGGACGGCAAGGCCUUCACCACCUUCGACGGCACCAGCUUCAAGCUGGACCCGUGCGACCACCUGCUGGCCCGGGACAAGACUGGGGACGAGUGGCGGGUCUCGGUGCACCGUAACUGCAGCGAGGAGGGAUCGUGUUCACGGUACCUGAAGGUGCAGCAGCAGCAGCACCAGCUCGUCCUCAGCCCCGACCUCAACAUUGAAUGGGACUCGACCUCCUACUCGGUGUCGCAGAUGCAAAAGAUCGGGAGUCAGUCGAAGACGUUCUCCAUAUCCAGACAAGGAGACUCUUUGUACCUACAGAGUCUAUCAAAUGCUUAUUACGUUGUCUGGGACGUCAACAUGAACGUCAAAAUAGGGUUGGACAAGACCUUGCUGCACCGCGUGGACGGUUUGUGUGGCUUCUACACCGGCCAGCCAGGCGACGACAAGACGAAGCCGGACGGCAGCCUGGCGACCACCACUGAUGAGUACGGCGACUCUUGGGCCAUCGGCGACCGCGACUGCGAGGGUCGAAAGUGUUCGCCAGAGACCACGGCCAGCGCCUUCCAGCUCUGCAAUGCCAUCGAUGCCAAGCCGUUCUCAGAGUGCCACGCGCUGGUGCCACCGUCAGGGUUCAUGCAAGGCUGUAUCGAGCGAGCGUGCGCGUGUCUCUCUGAGGGCGGGAGUGAAGAGGAGUGCAAGUGUGCGGCGCUUGGCAGAUACGUCGUCAAGUGUCUUGAGCUUGACUCAAGUAUUCCAUUGCAAGACUGGCGAGUUGUGGCCAAAUGCUACAAGGCUUGCCCGACCGGUGAACGCUAUUCCGACUGUCACGACAGCUGCGAGAAGACCUGCGACACAUACGGCCACGCUUGUCCCGAUGUUCAGUCCUCCAAAUGUUCGUCCGGAUGUUUCUGUGAGCCCGGAAUGGUCCGUAAAGACGGCCGCUGCGUGCACCCGGACCUUUGCGGGGACUGCACCUGCGAAGGAUACGGGGAUCCUCACUACAAGUCCUUCGACCGGCACAACUUUACCUUCAACGGCGAGUGCUCCUAUGUCGCUGCCAGACACAGGGAUCCCAGAGGGAACCACAAGUUCCAGGUGAUCACCCACAACAAGCGGUGCAACCGCAACCCGGUCACCAUGUGCACCGAUGGGGUUAAGAUCCUGCAUGAUGAUAGCGAAGCCGAAGUGCGCCUCCUCCCCACGGGUGUCCUCAUGACCCUCGUAGAGGGGGCCCCACUGGCGAGCUUCCCCUACAGGGAUGUACACUUCGCAGUCGAGAGGCCCGACGACAAGCACGUGGCCAUUGCUGUGCCCGCUAUCUACUUGGUAGUUACGUACUCGGCUGAAAAUUACGGCUUUACCCUCACCGUGCCCUCGCAUCAGUUCUCCAACGAGACCGAGGGACUCUGUGGAAAUUGUAACGGCGAAGCGGCAGACGACCUGCAGCUACCCUCGGGCGAGCGAGCCUCGUCGGUCGAGGAGUUCGGCUUGAGUUGGCAGGUGACGAAGGACUCGCCUGGCGUUUGUGAGGUCUUCAGGAAGGACGAGGGCGCGUGUCUCCCGCUGCCUCCUGACGAGGAUCCUUGUCUCAAGAUCAUGGACCCUGAAAUAUUCGGACAGUGCCACCCCUUGGAGGACCCCGUGGCGUACGUGUCGUCGUGCCAGCAGGACGUGUGCAUGAGUGAGGACCCCGGCACGGCUGCAUGUCAGUCGCUGAGCGCGUAUGCCAAGCGCUGCGCCCAACUUGGCACCUGCCUCGAGUGGCGCCGUGACGACCUCUGCCCUGUCACCUGCCCGCCAGGCCAGACGUACGAAACGUGUGGUCCAGGCUGCGUGCACACGUGCGACAACUACGUGCAGUACGAACACGACCCUGACUCGUGUCCCUUCAGCGUCACGGACGGCUGCUACUGUCCCGAGGGUCAGGUGCUGAUAAACAGCACCUGCGCGAGCAAGCAGGGCUGCCAGCCGUGCGACGAAGAAGGCCACCGCGAGGGCGACACGUGGCAGACAGACGCGUGCAGCAGCUGCCAGUGCAGCGGCGGCAAGGCCUGGUGCACCACCAAGGCUUGUCCCCAGGACCCCAUCUGCGACAAAGGCUACUCUCUAAUUGAGAUGCCGUCCCCGGCGGACGAGUGCUGCGGUCCCCCCAAGAAGUGCAUUCUGGAGGGUCCUCCCAACUGCCCCCCCGUCAAGGAGCCCGAGGAGCCAUGCGGUCACGGCAAGAGUUACCAGCUCGUCAUGAGCGGCGUUUGUUACGAGUUUGCUUGUCUUUGUCUGCCUCCUGAAGACUGCCCGCCUCUCGAGCAACCAGACCCUGCCACUCUCAAGCCAGGGCAGACAUUUGAGAUGAACACGCAGGGCUGCUGCCCUCGACACGUGAAGGUCUGCACGGGCGAGUGCCCCGAGCUGGAGUGUCCUGAGUUCUACGAGGUGGUGACCUCCCCAGCUGCAGGGGAGGAUUGUUGUCCCCAGCAGACUUGUGGUGAACUUGUGGUGAGUGGUGUUGUGUCCAGCAGACUUGUGGUUAGUGGUGUUGUGUCCAGCAGACUUGUGGUGAGUGGUGUUGUGUCCUGCAGACUUGUGGUGAGUGGUUUUGUAUCCAGCAGACUUGUGGUGAGUGAUGUUGUGUCCAGCAGACUUGUGGUGAGUGGUGUUGUGUCCAGCAGACUUGUGGUGGGCGACGCGUGGGCGGACGGGCCGUGCGUGGAGUGCGAGUGUGCAGUGGGCGGGGACGGGCUGCCGUACCACAGCUGCGUGCGUCGCACGUGUCCCCGUCCCGACGAUCAUCCCGACACCGGCGACUACGAGCUCGUCACCGUCCCCGUCCCCGGCGCCUGCUGUCCCGGCGUGCAGCGCGCGGCCUGCAUCGACGACGGCGAUGUCAUUGCCGUUGGGGACGAGUUAGCGGACCCCGUGAACGGGUGUCGCUCGGUGGCGUGUGAGCGCAGCGCCAGCGGCCGCGUCGAGAAGCGCGAGAAGUUCCUGACCUGCGACGAGUCCUGCGCUGACGGCUGGACCUAUGAACCCACACCGCUGUACCCGCAAGUGUGCUGCGGGUCAUGUGUGCAGAUCGAGUGCGUGCACGAAGGAGUGUCACGUCGGCCUGACGAGGAGUGGACGUCGGACGACCAUUGCAUCAACUAUCGCUGCGUCAAAGACUACGUCAAGGGGACGCUGGAGACCCGCGCCACGGAGGUGGUGUGCGACACCCCUGACGCGGAGGAGCUGGCGCUUUACUCCUACAGCAGCACACCGCGUCCCGGCCACUGCUGUCCCGCACACGUCAGGGUGGGAUGUCUCUACAACGGCGUCCCUCUCCCUCCCGGUAAAGCAAUCGCUGACCCUGAGGACCGCUGCGUAACCCUCGAGUGCGUCGUGGGGCCUGACGGUAAUGUCACCAGGAAGGAGAAGGAGCAAGCCUGCUCCACUGACUGUACGCUGGGCAGCACCUACUAUGACCCUCCGGCUGGCAGUUCUCUGUGCUGCGGUCGCUGCAUCCCGACGCACUGCGUGGAUGGCGGACGUCUAUAUGAAGUAGGCGAGACAUGGCAGAGUCCCGGAGACGCGUGCUACCAGUUCACGUGCCAGAUCAGGGACGACGUCCUGGCGACGGUCGUGGUCAAGAGGGAGUGUCCCUACUUCAACCCAGAGUGUCCACCACAAGAAGUCUACUACGAUGAGACUGGCUGUUGUCAGCUCUGCAACGUCACUUUGGUUGCUAAACGAGACUGCAAGGCGACCCCCAUGGACCCUAAGGACACGGUGGGUAUGUUCACCAUCCAGAACCGCGGACUGGGCGUGUGCAGCAACACCGAACCUAUCCCCCUCAACAUCUGCGAGGGACACUGCGACUCCAGCACCGCAUACAGGAUGCGGGGUGUUGCACCGCAGUUGGAGAACGAAUGUUUUUGCUGCCAGCCCAGCGACUACGAAGAGAUCGCCGUUCGCCUUUACUGCAACCCAGGCUUCUUCAACAUCAGGCGCUACAACAUCAAGUCUUGUACCUGUGUGCCUUGUAGCCAGGAACGGGCGUUGAAAGACCAACCUAUUGUAGACGAGACUGAGUUCUACCCUAGACCUGAAGAGUCAGUAAUGAACUGAUAUUGCCGAGAAGAGUUUCUGAGUUUGGCGAGAACGGUACUGUGGUCGAGAGCAGAAGAAUCAGUGAUUAGGAGAGGAAUUUGAAGAUGAAGGAGGGUGACAGAUAAUAUAUUCAUGCCGCUGAUGAAAGCCUUGAUGUUCAUCAGUGGCUAUUUGGAAUUCGCUGACUGUGAAAAACGAAAAUGUCAAUGAGAAAUGAGAAAGCGGUCGAAAAGUGAAAAGGCUGUCAAAAAGAGAGAAAUCUGUCUUUUAGUAAUAGGAGGCUUUCAAAAAGCAAAAAGGCAGUUGGAAGGACAGGUAGUUCCAAAAAGCGUGGGGGUAUUUAAAAGCAGGGAACCGGUUAAUAAGAAAGAUGGUUUGUUAAUUAGAAGCGUAAUGGCUCCCGAAAAGCGCGGAGGCUGUCGUAAAGUGGAACGUUGUAUAAAAGCUGAGAGGCUAACUUAAAGAGAAUAGGCUGUAGGAAAGUAACUAAGGCGUCAAUAAGUUCGAAGGAAAUGCAAAUGUCAAUUUGCUGUUCAAGUGUGAGGAGGUGCAUGAAAAUGAUGUGGAAAUGAUGAGGCUGUCGGGAACGAAGAAGUGUUGAAAGUGAAAAACGAGAUUAUACCAAGUGAUGGGCUGUAUGAAAUUAAGAAUUUCCAAUAGUGUAGCCGCGAGUUGAGUGAGAAGGUUGUCGAAAGACCAGUGGGCUGCAGAAAUGCGGUGAGGCACUCGCAAAGUGAGCAAGCUAAGACACCUAAUUUGGAGUCUGUGGAGGCAAAUACAAAUUUUAGGACCGUUUUGUUGAAUAAAUCUUCAAAUGGAAGGUGUUAAAAGUGAAGAAUAAGGGAUGCUUUUUAAGUAAACAGUUGGUCGAGAACUUCGCUCUUGGUCGUUAAUCUGACAAGUGGUAGAGAACCGAGGUGUUCGAGAACCGAAUAAUUGAUUGAGCGCCAAGCAAGAGAUUGUGAGCGAGCAACUUGCUGAGACCUGUGCAAGUGCAUAAAGACCUUAUAAAUAGUGGAGAACCGAGCAAGUGGUGGAAAACCGUGCAAGUAGUGGAGAACCGAGUAAGUAUUGGAGAACCGAGCUAGUGGCCGAGAACCGAGAAAGUAGUGGAGAACCGAGCUAGUGGCCGAGAACCGAGCAAGUAGUGGAGAACCGAGCUAGUAGUGGAGAACCGAGCAAGUAUUGGAGAACCGAGCCAGUGGCCGAGAACCGAGCAAGUAGUGGAGAACCGAACUGAUAGUGGAGAACCGAGAAAGUAGUGGAGAACCGAGCAAGUAGUGGAGAACCGAGCAAGUGGUGGAGAACCGAGCAAGUAGUGGAGAACCGAGUAAGUGUCCGAGAACCGAGCAAGCAGUGGAGAACCGAGCUAAUAGUGGAGAACCGAGCAAGUAGUAGAGAACCGAGCUAAUAGUGGAGAACCGAGAAAGUAGUGGAGAACCGAGCAAGUAGUGGUGAACCGAGCAAGUAGUGGAGAACCGAGUAAGUAGUGGAGAACCGAGUAAGUGUCCGAGAACCGAGCAAGCAGUGGAGAACCGAGCCACUGGCCGAGAACCGAGCAAGUAGUGGAGAACCGAGCAAGUAUAGUGGAGAAUCGAGCAAGUGCCUGAGAACCGAGCAAGUAGUGGAGAACCGAGCAAGCAGUGGAGAAUCGAGCAAGUGUCCGAGAACCGAGCAAGUAGUGGAGAACCGAGCAAGCAGUGGAGAACCGAGCAAGUAGUGGAGAACCGAGCAAGCAGUGGAGAACCGAGCAAGUGUCCGAGAACCGAGCAAGCAGUGGAGAACCGAGCAAGCAGUGGAGAACCGAACAAGCAGUGGAGAACCGAGCAAGCAGUGGAGAACCGAGCAAGUGUCCGAGAACCGAGCAAGCAGUGGAAAACCGAGCAAGAGUCCGAGAACCGAGCAAGUAGUGGAGAACCGAGCAAGUAGUUGAGCAUCGAGAAAUUAGUGGAGAACCGCGAGAAUGUUCGAGAACCGCAAGAAUGUUUGGGAACCAAGAUUGAAGUCGCCCGGGGAGCAAAUGUUCGAGAAACAUUGUGCACAGGAGCUGUCUCUACCGCUGAGCGGCAGCUUAGGUGAAGCUGCAGGGUAGGACCGAUAACUGUUGGCGAAAGUUUUUCCUGAACCGAGAAGAGGGUUUGGGAAAUGGCAAUCUGAAGCUAAAAUUCAAUAUACUCCUCCAUCAUUUCUUAUUGGCUGAGAGGCGGUUGUGAGAGUAUGCAUAGUAUGUGUUAGUCAGCGGCACCGAAAUCUGUGUGGAGAAUUGUAUUCUAUGAAGAAUGAUGAAAGUUUGCUGUAUGUUAAUUUAUAUUAUUUGCAUAUUAUCUUCAAUAUAAUCUUGACAGGAUUUCUACUGUGCAUUAUAUAGGCAUUUUUCCGGAUGUUAUAUUUGCCAGAAUGUGUAGUCACGUAACAUUUAGGCUCAUAUUAUUUGUGUUUAAAGAAAUCGUCGAGUAUUCAAUGUAUAAAACUUAGAUUUAAAUUGUAAAAAAUUUUCAAGGCGAUUGAAUAGUUACACUAAAUUGCUCAUCUUGGUGUAUCGUCUGGUCCUGGAUCAUGGAAGUUUUGAUCAUGGCGGUAUUCAUUAUUAAAAGCAAUUAAUAUUAGCAUUAACGUUAAUAAAAAAUUAACAUUACCAUCAAUGGUAAUAAGCAAGAAAUAUUACCAUCAAUGUUAAUAAAAAAUUAACAUUACCAUCAAUGGUAAUAAGCAAGAAAUAUUACCAUCAAUGUUAAUAAACAAUUAAUAUUAACAUCAUUGUUAAUAAACAAUAAAUAUUACCAUCAAUGUUAAUAAACAAUUAAUAUAACAUCAAUGUUUUACAUUACCGACAGCUUAUGUGGAGCCAUUGAAUAGCGGACAACAUGCCAGUUAUUCAUGCUCACCGGCUUCAAUUUGCAACAGGGCGUCUGUCUGGACAUCGGUUAGUUCAUUUUAAUGCUAUUGUUCCCGUAAUAAAAAUUUUAACGAAGAGAUGUCCAAUU